UUUAUAGAGAGCGGACAGUAGCGGCUCAGUUCAGUCUCCGGCAGGCGGAGGGACAGGAGUGAUCGGCGGCUGUGGAUUGUUCUGUUUCUCCCCCCCUCUCCUGGCUCUGUCUAUGAAGCUCCGUUUCCCGAGUUUUACCAGGCUUCAGGACCUCUCUCGCUUGCUCUGCUGCUCCCCGGACUCUUCUUCUUCCUCUUCUUCUCCUCCUCCGGUUUGUGUGUUCUUCCCCGGCAUGGAGAAGUAUCUGCCCCUGCUGCUGGCGGAGAGGGACGCCCUGGACCCCUCCUUCACUCAUGCGCUCAGGAUGGUGACUGAAGAUCAGCUGAAAACUUCAUACGAUGCCCCUCCAAGCAAGACUGACUCACUUCCUGAGGAAGGCCUCAAAUCAGGCACACUUGACAGCACUCAAGAGGCCACCAAGACCCAACAGCAGCCUCCUUUAAUCAAGCAUGCAGCGAAAAUGAUUCUUACACUGCUGGACUCCAUUACAGAAAUUGAAAAAAUACAGAAGGGGGAGGAGGACGACGACUCGGACAGCAACGAAGACCAAUAUAUUGAUGUGGUGAUUAAUAAAAACAUGAAGGUGGCACAAAAAGUACUCAUUCCCAUUAAACAGUUUCCUAAAUUUAACUUUGUUGGUAAACUCUUGGGUCCGCGUGGUAAUUCUCUGAAAAGAUUGCAAGAAGACACACUGACGAAGAUGUCCAUACUGGGCAAGGGGUCCAUGAGGGAUAAAGCUAAGGAGGAAGAGCUCCGAAAAAGUGGAGAAGCAAAAUACUUUCAUCUUAAUGAUGACCUUCAUGUGCUCAUUGAGGUCUUUGCUCCUCCGGCAGAAGCCUACGCAAGGAUGGGGCAUGCUUUGGAAGAAAUCAAGAAGUUCCUUAUUCCUGACUACAAUGAUGAAAUUAGACAGGCACAGCUGCAGGAACUCACUUACCUGAAUGGCGGAUCGGAAAAUGCAGAAGUCCCAGGUGGUCGCGGGAAGCAGUCUGUUCGCCCUCGGGGGGCACCCGUAUCUGCGUUGGCAAGGAGCCGUGGAGGAGUGCCACCCGCUUCUGCAGGAGUACCAAGAGGGGCACCAGCUCCCAGAGGAGUCACCCCUGCCAGGGUCCCAUCUAUAAGAGCUCGGGGAAUAUUGGCCACACGAGCAAGAGGACUACCUCCUCCCGCUGGUUAUCGACCACCACUGCCAGCACAGGACACAUAUGAAGAAUAUGAAUACGAUGAUGGAUAUGGAACGGCAUAUGACGAACAAAGUUACGAGUCUUACGAUGACAGCUACACUUCUCAAGUUCAGAGCACUGGAGAUUAUUAUGAAUAUGGACAUGGAGGUGAGGAAUCAUAUGACUCAUAUGGGCAAGAAGAUUGGUCAAACAACAGACAUAAGGUCGUUUCUUCAAGAGCCACAAAAGGAGCCUUCAGAGAUCAACCAUAUGCAAGAUACUGAUUGUACAGUCUGACGUGAAUUAAACCUUCUCCAGCCCUGUUUACUGUUCAAAGUAAUUUUUUCUACGAAAGCUCAUUCCCUUUUUAUUAAAACCGUUCUAAACCUGAAUGGAUGGACUGAAACUAAACCAAUGUUUUCUUUUUAUCAUUGAAAAAAAAAAAAAAACAACAAAUGAACAAAAAACAUUGUAAACCAACCUUGUUAUCUAGUCUGUAUUUGAAAAUAGGUGGUCAAAAGGAUGAAUUAACUAUAACUAGUGUUAAACCAGUUAGAUUGACUAAACAUGUUAAUCCAUUCUUUAAUAUAAGCGUAACCUUUAUUUUUAUUUUAAAGGAUUUCCUGAGAAACAUUAAUGCCGCUUUAUUUUAACAGUUUGUUACUUUUUUCUUGUAAAUCUGCAUAAAUGAAAAAAACAAACGAAAAAAUCACAAUUGCAAAUAAUGUCGUAUCUUUUUGUAAUAAGUCUUGAAAUGUACUGUAGUGUUGAGCAAAAUUUACUGUUGCUUAAUACUAAUAAACUUUUGAAAGAAAAAGUGUGUGUGAAAUAGUAAUUUAUGAACUGUCCUAAAAAAAACUUAUAAAUAGCGGUAAACCGAAAACAAAAUCUAAAGCUGAUAUCUAUAAAUGGUUGACAAACACUCUAUGGUUUGUCUUAAAAUUUGGUAUAAAAACUAAAUAUACUUUGACUAUAUGAUGGUAGGAUUUAAAUGCUUGUCUAAAGGACUCAAAUGGUAUGGGUUUGCUUAACGGCCACAUUAAAACUAUGCGGGAAAAAAAAAUAAUGUAUUUAAAAUGGUUUUAAAUUAGAGUCUGAGUUUUCUGGAAAAAAUGUGACUAGUUUUGAUUUUGUUGAGCAUUUUUUCACUAGUGCAACUUUGGAAUUUAAAAGAAUUUUGGUUCCUAAUUGAGAACUUCGAACCAUGAUGGGAACAAAUAGCACAAAGCUUAAAAGACUCUCUGACUUGACUAAUUGAGGUCGCUUUCAUCCGUGGCAGAGGAUGCGUAACCCUUAAAACGAUCUUCGUUUGCAAAGGAAGCAGGUAAAACACUUGCUGAAGAACAGGACGGAAAACAAUGAACAUUAAAACAUUUUGGGACUCCUCCUUCCACCCUCCAUCCAGGCAGCUUCAGGAACGCUCAAUACUCACCAAUGUGCCUACAAGAAGAUACAUUGCUUGGAAAAGACGCAUCAUUAUUUUCUUCCAGCAUAAAGGGAUCUAGACCUGUACAUUAUAAAUGAUAGGAUUUUGCCAGUGAUUUCUCUUCUAAGAAUUAUUAAAUAUCCUCUUUUCAAUAA
Rana temporaria (common frog) is the source of this 2744-nucleotide messenger RNA. RefSeq names its product KH RNA binding domain containing, signal transduction associated 3 (gene KHDRBS3). NCBI's taxonomy places the organism in Eukaryota, Metazoa, Chordata, Amphibia, Anura, Ranidae. Gene Ontology annotation, molecular function: mRNA binding. The record is from RefSeq and is a predicted model, not a curated record. The transcript has 12 exons. Gene Ontology annotation, biological process: regulation of alternative mRNA splicing, via spliceosome. Gene Ontology annotation, cellular component: nucleus. Bases 113 to 1447 code for a protein of 444 amino acids.